Molecule: messenger RNA, 1325 nt
Organism: Haliotis rufescens (red abalone)
Lineage: Eukaryota; Metazoa; Mollusca; Gastropoda; Lepetellida; Haliotidae
Exons: 3
Coding region: 239-856 (205 amino acids)
Source: RefSeq, a predicted model, not a curated record
CACAGUGUGGCAUCAGCAGUGGCGAGGACACCGACUCCCUGGAACCUGGAGCACAGCUGACUUUAACAGUAAACAUCACAGGUUACUACUGUUCUCGGGAGGCGGGCUUUGAUUUGAUCUGACCACUGGUGCUGUGACUGAAGCGUUGAUCACGAAACACAGUUUUGUAUCAGACUUGACCCUUAACACAACUUUCAACGUCGAUAUCACCCGAUUAGGCGAUGUGACGUUGGUCCUUAUGUGUGACAGAAGUUGGACUCUUACUUGUAACGGUGUUCAGAAGCUUCUAAAAACACUGCCACAGUGCAACAUCAGCACCGACAGGGAUACCAACGUACUGGAACCUGGCACUAAUCUCACUCUGACAGCUGACAUCCAGAACUACUACUGUUCUCAACAUGCUGGAUUUACUCUGACGACUGGACGCAUUACCAACACACUCCUAGAGAAACAGACAAUGAACAAUAUCACUGACGCUGUCCUAGCCCAGCCCUUGAAUGUCACAGCCGAUCACUUUGGAGCCGUCGCUGUUACAUUCCUGUGUGACAACAUCACCAGGCCACUUAUCUGUGCCGGAGUUGACAAGUUGAUUGAUGUAACGACCACCAGUGUCGACACCUCCACUGUACCAACCGAGCAACCGUCCACCUCCAAGAGACCGACGCCCACGCCCAGCAGACCCACUGCUACUGAAGACACAGACACUCCAACUGAUGCUACUCUAGGCCUUGCUAUCGGACUGUCUCUGCUUGCCGUCUUACUUAUAAUUGCUGUCAUCCUCAUUGUCCGCUAUCGGCAUAGAAAAGGCGGAAGGACCACACAAUUACAUAUUUCAAAAGUGACUGAAGACGGUUGAAAUGUUAAAACUAUUACGCAUUUUGAAAUGUUCCAUGUCAGAUAACUGAUUAAGAGAACUUACUCGUGAUUCAGUUUAAAACAAAUAGUUUCCACGUGUUUUAUAUAAGGACGGCUGGGAAGAUAAGGAAUAGUUCAACAUAAGGAAUGUGUGAGUGAUUGAAUAUGUUUUUACGCCACUUUUAGCAAUAUUCCAGCCAUAUCUCACUGCAUCCAUUGUGGGAAUCGAAAUGCACGAAUGAGGCAUUGUAAUUGAGACCAGGAUGUGUUUUGUCAUCAACUAUCCCCGACUACACAGAUGAGCAUGUCAAGUAUGUGUCAGUCAUGUUUGUUUGAUAUUUCCUUUCUUAUUGUAGACAUAUAUGGCAUAAUAGGAGUCAAUGUUUACAACGUCUGAAGCUAAUUGACUGUAUUUUCCUCAUGUGCUUUUUUUAUAACAUAACCAUUAAUAACGUUCAAUUUCAAAUCAA